Messenger RNA from Panicum hallii, 586 nucleotides. RefSeq lists its product as uncharacterized. The transcript is spliced from 3 exons. The record is from RefSeq and is a predicted model, not a curated record. Lineage: Eukaryota; Viridiplantae; Streptophyta; Magnoliopsida; Poales; Poaceae.
CAAGGCUUCAUGCGCAGCCCAUUGGUGUCCAUUUCCUUCCCUCGAGUCGCCGGCGGGCGUGGAGGCGGCGGCGAUGCUGCGGUCGGCGCUACGGCGGGGAGGGGCGGCCGCGCGGCAGGUUGCGUGGGAGGGGGGAGCCUCGCCGAGGGACCUCCUCCGGAUGCGCGUGGCGGAGCGGGAGCGCUUCAGGCGGCGUCGGCGCGACCCGGGGCGCGACGAGUUCUUCGUGCCGACACCGGAGUCGCUGGCGUGGCUCGACACGGCCUCACUCCCCAUGGUGCUUACCGCAGCCGCCGUGGCCCUCUUCACCAAGCUCCUCAUGAUGGAACAUGAAUCUACAGAUCAAGAGAGGAGAGAGCGCAAGAUAAAGAAUAGCCACCCUGAUCAAGGAAAAGUAAGGAUGCUGAGUCGUGAAGAAUGGGAAGAGGUUCAAGAAGUCAGGCCAAGGACCCCAUUUGAAUCGAAGAGGAUGUCAAGGAUUGGGCUACUGAUGUAAUAACAGAUGCUUUUACCAGAGUAGAAGAAAGUACCAAGGGAAAAUGAUUCAGAAGAAACAGCCAGUUCAUAUGCUUUAAUGUCUCCCUGA